UGCAAGUCUACUUCCAUCGCGGAAUCUUCUCUAAAACCCCCUACCCACUACGACUUCUCUCGUCUUCGUCUUUGUCUUGACUAAUCUCAUUUCUUUCUUAGGAGCAGAUAUGUUAUAUGUAUAUAGAGGUCGGGAGGUGGACACAUGUAUAAUUCAUAUAAUGCUUUCUGCAAACUCACCUCCAACUCAGCACAACCGGUGAGAGACUUUUUUUUUUCCGGCGAAAAUUGUCUUCCAUUCCAUUUCCCCUCCGACAUCCCAUCAUUUUCUGGGUAAUGGGUUCUAACCCAAUUCCGACAUCCUCCGCCCACGGCGGCGCCGGCGGGUGGAGAAAUAAAAGCGGCAGCAGCAGUAACAAUAACAGCGAUUCUCGAGCUCUCCCAUCCCCUUUGGCUUUCUUCUUUUUCUCGUUUGUGCUGUUGGGCUCAAUUGCGGGCCUCUAUGCUUGCCUCCUACUCACACCUAACGUCCAUGCCUCCACCUCCGGCUGCCACGAGGAUAAUGAGGGAUCAUGGGCCAUCGGUGUUUUCUAUGGCGACUCUCCUUUCUCUCUCAAACCCAUUGAAGAUAUGAAUGAAGAGAGGCCUAAGGCUGCAGCAUGGCCAGUUGCCAACCCAGUUGUGACAUGUGCUUCUGCUUCUCAGGCUGUUCCCAGUAAUUUUGUUGCUGAUCCAUUUCUUUAUGUUAAGGGAGACGAUCUUUUCCUGUUCUUUGAAACGAAGAAUGCGAUCACGAUGCAAGGGGAUAUUGGUGUUGCUAGAAGUACUGAUAAGGGAGCGACAUGGGAACAGUUGGGCAUUGCUUUGGAUGAAGAUUGGCAUCUCUCUUAUCCAUAUGUCUUCGACUACAACGGGAAUACAUAUAUGAUGCCUGAGGGGAGUGCAAAAGGGGACCUUCGUGUAUACCGGGCUGUAAAUUUUCCCACCGAGUGGACACUGGAGAGGGUGAUAAUCAAGAAGCCGUUGGUAGAUUCUUUUGUGAUUCCACACGAUGGGAAGUACUGGCUUUUUGGUUCAGAUCACAGUGGUAUUGGCACGCAAAAGAACGGACAAUUGGAGAUCUGGUAUAGUACCACUCCGCUUGGUCCUUGGAAGCCACAUAAGAAGAACCCCAUUUAUAACACCGAUAAAAGCAUGGGAGCUCGAAAUGGCGGUAGACCAUUUGUGUAUAAUGGGAACAUUUAUCGUGCUGGUCAAGACUGUGGUAGCACAUAUGGACGGCGAGUGCGCCUUUUCAAGAUAGAGGCUCUUACAACUCACGAGUUUAAAGAAACCGAGGUUUCGUUGGGCAUCAAGGAGUCUCUUAAGGGACAGAAUGCCUGGAACGGUGCUCGAAGCCAUCACCUCGAUGCUCAGCAACUGAGCACGGGAGAGUGGAUUGCUGUUAUGGAUGGCGAUCGUGUGCCUUCGGGAGACGUAAACCGUCGGUUUGUUCUGGGAUGCACCGCGAUUAUUGGCGUUGCUGCACUUGUUAUGCUGUUGGGAAUGCUCCUCGGGGCUGUGAAAUCUAUUGUGCCCUUAAGUUGGUGCCCCCACAAUGUGGGAAAGAGAAGCGAUGUUUUAUUGACUUGGGAAAAGCCAAACUCGUUAUCUUCAAAUCUGAGACUGUUUUGCAGUCGGUUGAACCGUGCCAGUUUGUCUCUCCGUGCCAUAACAAAAUCGAACAGCUGUACCGGGAGGUUAGUUAUCGCUUGUACAUUUGUAGUGGCAGCUGUACUAAUGUGUUUGGGAGUUAAUUACAUCUAUGGAGGCAACGGUGCUCAGGAACCAUAUCCGUUGAUCGGUCAGUACUCUCAAUUCACUUUACUAACAAUGACCUAUGAUGCUCGGAUGUGGAAUUUGAAGAUGUACAUUAAGCAUUACUCGAGAUGUUCUUCGGUCCGUGAGAUUGUCGUAGUGUGGAACAAGGGGACACCUCCCGAGUUGAGCGAAUUCGACUCGGCUGUGCCCGUGAGAGUAAGAGUGGAGGAAAAGAACUCGCUCAACAAUCGGUUCAAGGUGGACCCGUUGAUCAAGACUCGAGGUGUUCUCGAGCUCGACGACGACAUUAUGAUGAGUUGUGAUGAUGUGGAACGGGGGUUCAAGGUGUGGCGUGAGCAUCCCGACCGGAUCGUAGGGUUCUACCCCCGACUUGCCAAUGGGGCCCCGUUGAAGUACCGGGCUGAGAAACACGCCCGCAAACACAACGGAUACAAUGUGAUCCUGACCGGUGCAGCCUUCGUUGACAGUCACCUGGCUUUUGAGAGGUACUGGAGCGAGGCAGCCAAGCCCGGGAGGGAGGCCGUGGACGAGGUAUUUAACUGCGAGGACGUGCUGUUGAACUACUUGUACGCAAACGCAACCUCUUCCACCACGGUCGAGUACGUGAAGCCUGCGUGGGCAGUCGAUACAUCAAAGCUUUCUGGCGUCGCGAUCAGCAGGAACACACAGGCUCACUAUGGCGUCAGAAGCAACUGCCUGCAGAAAUUUUCGGAGAUUUAUGGGAGUAUAACACACCGGAAAUCAGUAUUCGGUAGCCGGACUGAUGGCUGGGACGUAUAGCCGGUAAAGAAUUCUAACAUUCGGGUCGAAAAUUUUUCAUUUCUCUUGAUUAAUACUCCUGUUAAGGUUUAUGUUGGUAUAGGUUUUGCUCUUCUGUUUUUUUGGUUUGUCAUUUUACCUGCUGUUGUGAAUACAAUAGGUAGUUGUAGACUUGUAGUGAGUGGGAAAUGUAAAAUGUACAUUGUCUUUAAUUUGAUAAAAAAACAUGUAUUUAAGGUUCUUUGGCAUCCUAUGUUGUCAAUCAAUACUAGAACACCAA
Molecule: messenger RNA, 2799 nt
Organism: Ipomoea nil (Japanese morning glory)
Lineage: Eukaryota; Viridiplantae; Streptophyta; Magnoliopsida; Solanales; Convolvulaceae
Product: glycosyltransferase family protein 64 protein C5-like
Exons: 4
Coding region: 276-2540 (754 amino acids)
Cellular component (GO): membrane
Molecular function (GO): glycosyltransferase activity
Source: RefSeq, a predicted model, not a curated record